AUGUCUUUCCCAGAAUCUAAAGAGCUCAAGGCUGAAUGGAAGGCAGAUGUUGUACUUCCAGAGUAUACAUUGAAAGAUGUUGCUGCGCAUAACACAAAGGGUGAUACCUGGAUGGUCAUCCACGGGCAAGUCUUUGAUCUCACUGAAUAUCUGCAAGAUCACCCCGGAGGCGCAGAGGUCCUUGUCGAGGUAGCCGGUACAGAUGCCACCGCCGACUACGAAGAUGUCGGACACUCUGAGGAUGCCCGCGAAAUCAUGCAGCCCUUCCUGGUGGGCACAUUGAAAGAUGCCCAGCAGUUUGUGCGACCCAAGGCAGUGCGCGUGGUCUCGCCAAAAACACAGGAGGCAGCCUCCUCUUCAACGAGUGCCAUGCCAGCCAUCGCCGCUCUGGGUGGUCUGAUCCCAAUCUUUUACGUCCUCAACCGCACAAACUACCUCACCAACAGCCUGGGUGCCAUCUCCAAACUCAUCCCACACCAACUAAAGACCAUCCGCCUCCCUCAUGGCGGCUUCAUCAACGGCUUCCUAGCCGCCAGCGUCAUCUCCACAGCAGUGGGAAUAGUAGUCGCCCGAGAAGCCAACCGCUUCACCAAAAUCGACUCAGGCUUCAUGCGUUACCCACCACAUAUGAAAGCCAAAAAAGUAAUCCGCGUCGAUCCCCAUCUAACCCGCGGAGUCCUCGAACCGCAAACCUACCAACGCCUCCCGCUAGUCGAAAAGACUGAACUAGCAACCAAUGUCUACCGCUUUGUCUUCGCCCUCCCAACCCAGACAAGCGUCCUUGGCCUCCCAAUCGGCCAACACGUCGCCAUCCGCGCCAACAUCAACGGCACAACCGUAACGCGCUCCUACACCCCAACCUCCAACAACACAGACCGCGGCCGCAUCGAACUAGUAAUAAAAUGCUACCCGGAUGGCCAACUCAGCGGCCAAUACCUCGCCAACCUUGAGCUCGGCGACGAAGUUGAGUUCCGCGGCCCUAAGGGGUCAAUGCGCUACUCAAAGGGCCUCUGCAAGAAAAUCGGCAUGGUAGCCGGUGGCACUGGUAUCACGCCUAUGUACCAACUGAUCCGGGCGAUCUGUGAAAACGACACCGAUACCACGGAGGUCAGUCUGAUCUAUGCAAACCGCAGUGAGUCAGAUAUCCUAUUGCGUGCUGAGCUGGAGCGCUUUGCUCGUCUCUACCCAAAGAACUUUAAGCUUUGGUAUUUGGUGGAUUCUGCGCCUGAGGGGUGGACUUAUGGUUCUGGGUAUGUGGAUCAAGAGGUGCUGAAGGCGCGGCUUCCUGGGUCUGCGGAGGAUACGAAAAUUAUGUUGUGUGGGCCCCCAGGCAUGGUUAAUGCGACUAAGAAAAAUUUGGUUGCGAUGGGUUUUGCGAAGCCAGGGGUUGUUGCUAAGAUGAGCGAUCAGAUCUUUUGUUUCUAG
Molecule: messenger RNA, 1425 nt
Organism: Penicillium canescens
Lineage: Eukaryota; Fungi; Ascomycota; Eurotiomycetes; Eurotiales; Aspergillaceae
Product: putative cytochrome b5 reductase
Exons: 2
Coding region: 1-1425 (474 amino acids)
Cellular component (GO): endoplasmic reticulum
Molecular function (GO): oxidoreductase activity; heme binding
Source: RefSeq, a predicted model, not a curated record